Astyanax mexicanus (Mexican tetra) is the source of this 10968-nucleotide messenger RNA. It is a transcript of the gene hecw1b, whose product is annotated as HECT, C2 and WW domain containing E3 ubiquitin protein ligase 1b. Gene Ontology annotation, biological process: regulation of dendrite morphogenesis. NCBI's taxonomy places the organism in Eukaryota, Metazoa, Chordata, Actinopteri, Characiformes, Acestrorhamphidae. The transcript has 29 exons. The record is from RefSeq and is a predicted model, not a curated record. The coding region runs from base 253 to 5076 and encodes 1607 amino acids. Gene Ontology annotation, molecular function: protein binding; ubiquitin-protein transferase activity.
CGUGGGGGCGGAGCCGGCAGAGGAGCGGCGCGCCCAUUGGUCAGCGUGUGCUGUUGGUACUCUGGGAGGAUGCAGGGGGAGCGGGAUGCAGCAUCCCUCCAUCCCUCCAUCAGCGCGGAGUGAACGGGGCGAUGCUGAGGAGGAGGAGGAGUGUGUGAUGCGGAGGAGGAGUGUGUGUGCGGGGUGUGUGUGCCUGUGUGUGAGGGUGCUGUCACGGAGCAUGGGCGCGCGCGUUUGAGGGGCGUUUGGAGCAUGAUUCACAGCCAGGUGAUACUGUUCCAGAACUUGUACCAGAACCGGUUUCUCGGGCUGGCGGCCAUGGCCUCCCCGUCUCGCUCCUCGCAGGGCCGGCGCCGGAGCAAGGACCCCAUCCGGCACAGCUUCAACCCAGAGCACUUCCCCAACGUAAACUUUCAGAACGGCGUUCCCGAGGAGCUGGCGGCCACCCUGCCGCGCUCCACCAGCGACACGGACCUGGUGACCUCGCACAGCCGCUCCACGCUGACCGCCAGCACCUCGCACUACGCCAUCGGCCAGUCGCCGGACAUCACCCUCACCUGGGACAUCAAGGAGGAGGUGGACGCCGGCGACUGGAUCGGCAUGUACCUCAUUGACGAGGUGCUGUCAGAGAACUUCCUGGAUUAUAAGAACCGCGGCGUCAACGGCUCGCACAAAGGCCAGAUCGUGUGGAAGAUUGAGGCCAACUCCUACUUCGUGGAACCUGAGACCAAGAUCUGCUUCAAGUACUACCACGGGGUGAGCGGAGCACUGAGGGCCACCACGCCCAGCGUGACUGUGAGGAACCCAUCAGCACCGGUGUUUAAGCCGGUUGCCGUGGACGACGUGCCUCAGAGUCAGGGCAGCAGAAGACUCAUCAGCUUCUCGCUCUCAGAUUUCCAGGCUACAGGGCUGAAGAAGGGCAUGUUCUUUAACCCUGACCCUUACCUGAAGAUCGCCAUCCACCCAGGCAAGCACAGCAUCUUCCCAGCGCUACCCCACCACGGCCAGGAGAAACGAUCCGGCAUCGUCUGCAACACCAUCAACCCCGUCUGGCAGAGAGAGCGGUUUAAUUUCGUGUCUCUGCCCACUGACGUGCUGGAGAUUGAAGUGAAGGAUAAAUUUGCGAAGAGCCGGCCCAUCAUAAAGCGCUUCCUGGGUAAACUGUCCAUGCCUGUGCAGAGAUUACUGGAGAAGCAUGCUAUCGGGGACAGAGUGGUGAGCUACACUUUGGGUCGGCGGCUACCGACAGAGCAUGUUAGCGGGCAGCUACAGUUCAGAUUUGAGAUCACCUCCUCCAUCCACCCAGAUGACGAGGACAUGUCCCAGAGCACAGAGCCCGAGUGCUCCACGGUCCCUGAGGAGCCUGAGCAGGAGGCGCUGGAGGCGGAGGAGCGUCCCGGUCUGGCCCAGGCCGAGGACGCCAUGAGCCUGGACCAGGGAGCUCCUGAGCUGCCUCUGGACGGGGACGCGUCCACUGCGGCAGCGCCCAUGGACGUGGAGACAGGGAUGGGGCCCUCAGACCUGGAGGAGAGCCGGACUGAGAAUCAGGGGGUGGAGGAGGCGGAGCCUGUUGCUGGGGAGACCAAUGAGGAGGAGGAGGAGGAGGAGGAGGUGUUUGAGGGUAAUGGUCCAGAGCUGCAGCAGGAUGGUGGAGUGACCGAGAUGGAGCUCGGAGAUGCUGCUCAAGAAAAUGAAGAAUCUGGCCGGCCUGAGGUUAAUAGAGAAGUCGUCGCUAGCGCAUCAGCUGUUAGCAAUUCUGCUGAAACCGCUCCAGCGCCCCCUGCUGUAGUGGAGGAUAUGGAAAGUGAAACAGCAGUGGAAUCUGAACCUCAGCUGUCCUCUUCUGAAGACAGACUUUCAGCAGAUGGUGAGGAGGCGGAGCUUGAUGACGGAUGCCCGCUCCGGGUCAGAACGACGCCGCGGAGGAAAAACCGACCGUGUUCACUUCCUGUUUCCGAGUUGGAGACGGUUAUAGCCUCGGCGUGCGGGGAACCGGAAACGCCACGUUCCCACUACAUCCGCAUCCACCACCUGCUCCACAGCCUCCCGUCCAAUCAGCAGCAGUCGGCUGAGGAGCCUGCAGGAAACGAGGAGGUGCUGGAUCAGACUGAGGAGCCGAGGGGUCCGGAGGAAGAGGAGGAUCAUGAGAAUGUGAACAAUGCAAAUGAAAAUGACGAUGAAGAUGAAGACGAGGAAGCUGCUAUAAUGCUAGAGCCCCACCCCCUCACCCCCGACGGAAUGCCCCACCCUCGCCGGACCCUCCCCCGCAGCCGCUCCCACCAGCGACUCUCCGACCUCAUCCAGAUGCUGGACGGCGAGGGUCGGCCGCCGGGGGGCGACGGUCAGGCGGAAGGUCAGAGGUCACCUGGUGAGAGCGAGGGCGACCUCAGCCCGGUGCCCUGCUGCAGUCACAUGAUCCAGAGGGGCAUGGCACCCAUGCGGGCGGCGUCUCUGGACAGCGCCCGUCGCUCCGAGAGCACCGUCUUCUCCUCGCAGGAGGAGGAGGACGAGACCGACGUGAUGAACGGGGUCCUCGGACUGGAGGCGGAGCUAGGCCAGGGGGCGGAGUGUGGAGAACCGGGGGAGGGUGACCCCCAGUGGGAGGAGGCGACAGACGCCCAGGUCCAGAGUCCCCACGCCAUCGUAGGUAAUGGAGAGUCUCCGGUGGCUGGAACCAGUAACAGGAGAGAGUGUCCUCUUCCAUGUAGCCAUCCUGCAGUCAGCCAGCUUCCUGCACUGAGGCCUGACCCACACCAUUACCCCACCAUCGACGAGCCCCUGCCCCCCAACUGGGAGGCGCGUAUAGACAGCCAUGGCCGCGUGUUCUAUGUGGACCACAUCAACCGCACCACGACCUGGCAGAGGCCCACCACAGCCGCCACUCCAGACGGCCUGCGCCGCUCCAGCUCCAUCCAGCAGAUGGAGCAGCUCAACAGGAGGUAUCAGACCAUCCAGAGGACCAGAGAGGCUCCAGAGCGGAGGGAGGAGGAGGGGGGAAGCCCUCGAGCUGAGAGAACAGCCAGCACUGAGACUGACUCUCCUCCUCAGACCAGCGAGCAGAGAAGAGAUGGGCCCUGCUCACCAGGACACUGUCAGAAGAUCACCCAGCUUCUGCAGAGCCCUGCCGUCAAGUUCAUCACCCACCCUGAGUUCUUCACCGUCCUCCACGCCAACUACGGUGCGUACCGCAUGUUCACCAACAGCUCGUGUCUGAAGCACAUGAUCCUGAAGAUCAGGAGGGACGCGCGUAACUUUGAGCGCUAUCAGCACAACCGCGACCUGGUCACCUUCCUCAACCGCUUCGCUGACUCCCACAUGGAGCUGCCCAGAGGCUGGGAGAUCAAGGCUGACCCUCAGGGAAAGUCUUUCUUUGUGGAUCAUAACAGUCGUGCCACCACCUUCAUCGACCCCCGAAUCCCCCUGCAGAACGGCCGGCUGCCCAACCACCUCACACACCGGCAGCACCUGCAGAGACUGCGCAGCUACAGCGCAGGAGAGGCGUCGGAGGUGUCCCGCACUCGGGGGGUGUCUCUGUUAGCGAGGCCUGGGAACAGCUUAGUAGCAGCCAUACGAAACCAAAGCCAACAGGAGCCAGUGCCAUUAGCGUACAACGAUAAGAUCGUGGCAUUUCUCCGGCAGCCCAACAUCUUCGAGGUGCUUCAGGAGAGACAGCCCAGCCUGGCCAGGAACCACUCGCUCAAGGAGAAAGUUCACCAUAUCCGCACAGAGGGCACACAGAGGCUAGAGAAGCUGUCCUGUGAUGCUGAUCUGGUCAUGCUGUUAAGUUUGUUUGAGGAGGAGAUCAUGUCCUACGUUCCUCUGUCCACGUUUCACUCCGGCUUCAGCUUCUCCCCCCGCUGCUCCCCUGGCUCCUCCCCACAGAACUCUCCAGGAACUCAGAGAGCUCGAGCUCCAGCGCCGUACCGCCGAGACUUCGAGGCCAAACUCCGCAACUUCUACAGGAAACUGGAAGCCAAGGGCUACGGACAAGGCCCGGGAAAAAUCAAGCUGAUCGUGAGGAGAGAUCACCUGCUGGAAGGCACCUUUAACCAGGUCAUGGCCUACUCACGCAAAGAGCUCCAGAGGAACAAGCUCUACAUCACGUUCGUCGGAGAGGAAGGGCUGGAUUACAGCGGACCCUCACGAGAGUUCUUCUUCCUGCUUUCUCAGGAGUUGUUUAACCCCUAUUACGGCUUGUUCGAGUACUCAGCUAACGACACCUACACCGUCCAGAUCAGCCCCAUGUCUGCCUUCGUGGAGAACCACCUCGAAUGGUUUCGUUUCAGUGGUCGUAUUCUGGGCCUGGCGUUGAUUCACCAGUACCUGUUGGAUGCCUUCUUCACACGGCCAUUUUAUAAGGCUCUCCUCAGACUAGCGACUGACCUCAGUGAUCUGGAGUACCUGGACGAGGAGUUUCACCAGAGUUUACAGUGGAUGAAGGACAAUGACAUCACUGAUGUGUUGGAUCUCACCUUUACUGUCAACGAGGAGGUCUUCGGCCAGGUAACAGAGAGAGAGCUGAAGUCAGGAGGAGCCAACCUGCAGGUAACGGAGAAGAAUAAGAAAGAGUAUAUAGAGCGGAUGGUGAAGUGGAGGGUGGAGCGGGGCGUGGUCCAGCAGACGCAGGCUCUGGUCCGAGGUUUCUAUGAGGUGGUGGAUUCUCGGCUGGUUUCAGUAUUUGAUGCCAGAGAGCUGGAGCUGGUCAUCGCUGGAACUGCAGAGAUUGACCUGAACGACUGGAGAACCAACACAGAAUACAGAGGAGGUUACCAUGAUGGGCACAUUGUGAUCCGGUGGUUCUGGGGGGCGGUGGAGCGUUUUAAUAACGAGCAAAGGCUUCGGCUGCUGCAGUUUGUGACGGGAACGUCCAGCGUGCCGUACGAGGGAUUCACGGCGCUGCGCGGGAGCAACGGCCUGCGACGCUUCUGCAUCGAGAAGUGGGGCAAAAUCACCUCCCUGCCCAGGGCUCACACGUGCUUUAACCGCCUCGAUCUCCCCCCGUACCCAUCCUACACCAUGCUGUACGAGAAGCUCCUGAUUGCUGUGGAGGAGACCAGCACUUUUGGUCUUGAGUGAGGCUCUCCGUCGCUCCAGUUCACCAGUGGGCGGCGUCCUCCUUUGGUUUAUUGUUGAUCUGUACAGUACGGGACACCGUUGCAUGCAUCACUCACCUGUGCACACGGCGUGCGUUGUGUGGGGACGGAUGUGCACCAUGCAAAGCUGCGUAUGCAAUACGAAACGAAAGCCUUCAGCCUCCUCUAACUCUCAGGGCCUGGACCUCUGCUGCAGAACACCCCACCCACUCCAGGGGGGUGGAGCACUGCGGCGACUGACCACUGAUCGCUGACGACCAUUCACGGGAAAUCAAAAAACGUCUUGGUUGCAGCUUCAGUCAGUUUCUAGGGGAUUAAUGCGGUCAGUAGUCUGGAGUUCACGAACAGUUUCUUCCAAAGUGGUUAAUUAACACGUCCUCGUAAUGGUAUACGUGCACUAGCGCUGAAUUUGGCGUCUAUUUGGCGUGAAAAUGGCGCUAAAGCAGCAAAAGCUGCACCAACGCAAGUUGACGCACCACACUAACGUCCACUAUCGCCCCCUGCAGGAACCAGAAGGAAGUGGGCCAGGAGCUCAGUGCAUAAAUGCAUUGCAUAAAUGCUCAAUAUUCAUGCCACGUUUCUAAAUAUACAUAUAUAUAUAUAUAUACAUAUAUAAAUAUCUAAAUAUACAUACAUGUUUCUACUGUGGAGGCAACUUGACCUGAAUUGUACCAUGAAUCAUGAAUCAUACACUAUUCAUACACUAUAUUGACAAAAGUCAAUUGGGAAUUGGGACACCUAUUCAUUCAUUAAUUUUUUUUUUUUUUUGCUUUCUUUCAAAAUCAAGGGUUUUAAAAAUAGUUUUCAGAUUUAGAUUUGAAUGACGCCGGGACGUUGUUUAAAUGUUUCAAUAGCAACGUUGCUUAUGAAUAUAUCUACGCCGAUGGGCAUGGUGGUUUGGAAAUGAGGUUCAGCUGUUCAGGUUAAUUUCUGAUGUAUUGCUAUCUUGGCAUUGGAAAACACAGGUGCGCCACUUACUGAUUAAAACCUGGAUGUUCAUUAUUUACUGGAAAUCACGUUUUGGUUGCAGCUUCAGUUCCUAGGGGAUUAAUGUGGUCAGUAGUCUGGAGUUCAUGAACAGUUUCUUCCAAAGUGGUUAAUUAACCCGUCCUCGUAAUGGUAUACGUGCACUAGCUCUGAGUUUGGCGUCUAUUUGGCGUGAAAAUGGCGCUAAAGCAGCAAAAGCUGCACCAACGCAAGUCAACGCACCACACUAACGUCCACUAUCGCCCCCUGCAGGAACCAGAAGGAAGUGGGCCAGGAGCUCAGUGCAUAAAUGCAUUGCAUAAAUGCUCAAUAUUCAUGCCACGUUUCUAAAUACACACACAUAUAUAUAUAUACAGGUUUCUACUGUGGAGGCAGCUUGACCUGAAUUGUACCGUAAAUCAUGAAUCAUACACUAUUCAUACACUAUAUUGACAAAAGUCAAUUGGGAAUUGGGACACCAAUUCAUUUAUUAUUAUUAUUUUUUUUUUUUGCUUUCUUCCAAAAUCAAUUAUUUGGGUAUUAAAAAUAGUUUUCAGAUUUAGAUUUCGGAUUUUGUUGGAUUGAGUAGCUGUCUCUACUUUGGAGCAUUGCUGUAAGGAUUUGAUAGCAUUCAGCACAACUUGAAUGAGGCCAGAACAUCAUUUAAAUGUUUCUUAAAUGUUUAACAGCAAUGGUGCUUGUGAAUAUAUUUAAGCCGAUGGCCGUGGUGGUUUGGAAAUGAGGUUCAGCUGUUCAGGUUAAUUUCUGAUGUAUUGCUAUCUUGGCAUCGGAAAACACAGGUGCGCCACUGACUGAUUAAAACCGAAGCAACAGUCAGACAUUUAUUAUUAUCUUGGCAGUGAACUGGCAACACAGACCUAUUUCCAAUGCAUGUACACCCCCGCUUGUCACGCACACAUGGACACCCAGCAGUGCACAAACCCAUAGCGCGUGCCUGUUGGCAGCUAUGCAAACUUUAACAUAAAAAAUAAACAGGUUAAACGAGCGUGAACGAGCUUGUGAUUUGAAAGAGAAAUAAAGAAGAAACAUUGAAUGAAAAGGUGUACCCAAACUUUUGACUUCAUCCAUUCCUAGCUCCUCCUAUCAGGGGUCAGUGUGUGUGGCCUUCUCACCUCCUCUAAGAAGAUAAAAUCCUGUUUUUUUUUUGUUUUUUUUUUUUGUCUAAAAGGGAAAAUUUAGGCCACACUAUGUACUUUUAUGUAAUAUAUCAGGUGCAGUACAUGGCAGGCCUACCAAUGUUUGAGCACCACCGCGGGCAAACGUCACUCCUUGAAAGAUUGUGAACACAUUUAUUUAUUUAUUUGAUUGUUUAUUUAUUCAUAGGCUUGGUUGUAAAAAGGUCUGAAGAAGUCUUCACCUCAUAAGUGUGCGAUUUGUCUUGAGCACAAUCACAAUCAGUGGCAUAAAUAUGUGUGUACUGUCUGUUCAUUGAUUCUUGUUGCAGUGUUUCACAACCCUGGUCCUGAAGAACCUACCUAUGGCACCAUAUCAAUUUUAGUGGUUGGUGUGGCGUAGUGGAUAACUCUACCAUGUGAGACUAGGGUUCAAUUCCAGGUCUGGGUGACUAAAUGCUGCUCUACACCAAUGAGAGUCCUUGGGCAAGACUCCUAACACUACAUUGACCCUGUACAGGGGUUGGACAAUGAAACUGAAACACCUGUCAUUUUAAUGUAGGAGGUUUCAUGGCUAAAUAUGACAUUGCACCAGUAAGAGCAGAGUGUGAAGGUUCAAUUAGCAGGGUAAGAGCACAGUUCGGCUCAAAAUAUUGCAAUGCACACAACAUUAUGGGCGACAUACCAGAAUUCAAAAGAGGACAAAUUGUUGGUGCACAUCUUGCUGGAGCAUCUGUGACCAAGACAGCAAGUCUUGUGAUGCACCAAGAGCCACGGUAUCCAGGGUAAUGUCAGCAUACCACCAAGAAGAACCAACCACAUCCAACAGGAUUAACUGUGGACGCUGUAAGAGGAAGCUGUCUGAAAGGGAUGUUCGGGUGCUAACCCGGAUUGUAUCCAAAAAACAUAAAACCACGGCUGAACAAAUCACGCAGAAUUCAAUGUGCACCUCAACUCUCCUGUUUCCACCAGAACUGUCCGUCACCACAAUAAAUUAUUGUGGUCUAAAACCAGGUGUUUCAGUUUCAUUGUAAAACCCCUGUACCUCUAUAAUAGAAAUAACCUUGUAAGUCACUCUGGAGAGCGUCAGCUAAUGUAAAUGUAAAUGUUGCGGAGACACAAAAACAUAAACCUGCGAGUUUUAACAUUUCCUUCUCGCAAACACACCUGUGAAACUCGUGAGCACAAAAAAACUAAAUCCAAACAAAAAAAAAAUCUCUCUGAAGCUUCGAUUUUCUUCUUUUCUUUUCUUUCUCAAGUGUUUAUUUUCCUUCUCCACUUCACAGUUGUCCUUGUGUACUAUGCACAUUACUUGUGGCUGUGAGUAAAGUUCUUGUUUGCUCGAGUAAAGUUUUUGCGUGCAGUGAAGUGUAGAUAGGGGUGGUUUUGACAGUUUGGGGGUGGGGUCGGGGUCAUCUCCCUAUUAGCUAUUGGCUAAUAUCUCCAGCCAAACUUUGGGUUUAUCUAAAUCAGGGGUGUCCAAACUUUUUUUGUUGGGGCCAGAAGGAGAAAUAUAAAUGCAGUCACAGGCCAAAGACUCUGUAAUAAAACAAUGAAAUAUACCACUUAUAAUACAUGUUCUUGAUUACAAUCAUUUACACACCAUUUUACUUGAGUUACUAUUUUUUUCUAUCUUUGACAGUUUUGUUUAAACUAAGAUUUUCAAAAUGAUGUUUCGUUUCAUAAUGUUUCUUAAUAUUAUACUCUUAUACUCCUAAUUAGGUAACUGAUUCCUGACAAAUUAAACAUACACACUUCCCUCAGAGCUCAGUUAAAAAAUAGUAAUUUUCCCAACAUGCCUGAAAUUUUCUGCAUUUGCUGUCCAUUUUUCUUUCCUUUAGAAUUGUUAGACUCUUUGGCCCGUUUCUGCACUACCACUGAGCACUCUUGACUCUUUUAGACUCUUUGGCUCGUUCUCUGCACCACAACUGUGCAUUCUCGCCGCUUUUAGACUCUUUGACCCGUAUUCUGUGCUACGACUGAGCCCUCUCGCAGCUUGUAGACUCUUGGUUCGUUUCCCGCGCUACAACUGAGCACUCUCGCCACUUUUAGACUCUUUGGCCCAUUUUCUGCACCACAACUGCGCACCCUCUCCGCUUUUAGACUCUUUGGCUCGUUUACUGCGCCACAACUGCGCAUUCUCGCCGCUUUUACACUCUUUGGCCUGUUUUCUACGCCACAACUGUGCACUCUUGCCACUUUUAGACUCUUUGGCCCGUUUUCUGUGUUACAACUGCGCACUCUCACUGCUUUUAGACUCUUUGGCCCGUUUUCUGCGCUACAACUACGCACUCUUGCUGCAUAUAGACUCUUUGGCCCGUUUACUGCGCCACAACUGCGCAUUCUCGCCGCUUUUACACUCUUUGGCCCAUUUUCUACGCCACAACUGUGCACUCUUGCCACUUUUAGACUCUUUGGCCCGUUUUCUGUGUUACAACUGCGCACUCUCACUGCUUUUAGACUCUUUGGCCCGUUUUCUGCGCUACAACUACGCACUCUCGCCACUUUUAGACUCUUUGGCCUGUUUUCUGCGCCACAACUGCGCAUUCUCGACGCUUUAAGAGUCUUUGGCCUGUUUUCUGACACCUAGCGUUUAUUUUUGAAUCUCACAUUAUAAAACCUGCUUAACAGCGGGCCAACUUUCAUUUUAUUUCUAAAAUACCUCGUGGGCCACCUCAAAUAAGGAAACGGGCCGCAAAUGGCCCGCGGGCCUUAGGUUGGACACCCCUGAUCUAAAUAAUUGGACCAUAUAAACAAACGCAAAAAAACGUUGUGAAAACGCAAAAAAAAAAAAAACUGAAAUUUAUUAACAGUACAGAAUUAUCUGAGUUAUCUGAAUUAUCUGAACGUUUGACUGAAAAUCAGCCACUUCCUGUUCUCCAGCACUUCUCCAGGGUUGAGAAACACUGCCACAAUAAAAUCUGCCGACUUCAAAUUCAUGUGUUUUGACAAUACAUGCUUGUGUCUUGUGUACAGUCCAUAUUUCUGAGAAUCUCUAUCUCUAAGUUAGAUUAAUGUAAAUGAAAGUAUCUGGGCUGCAUUAAGACACAGUAUAAGAUGGGUAUAUGAUUGCAGCACUGAUUUAUUUAAUUGAUUGUGUCUCUAUUCCAACAUUCACCAACAUUUUCGGGUAUAACAGAUACAGUAUAAGGUAUUGAAGUGCAUUUGUAUUUAAAAUAUUCCGAUCUAGAUGUUAUAUACUUGGAUGUACUGUAUAUUGAAUGUGUAUAUAAUUGUCUAUACAGUAUGUGUAACUUCAGAAAAUCUCACUUUUUGAAACGCAAUGUACGUAGUAGGGAUUAAGAUAUUCGUUUUUUUUAUUCUAUUCAUAUUCUUAUCUACCGUUUCUUCAGAUAUGGUUGUAUAACUGCAUCAUGCUAUGCACCUUUUAGUCCAAACUCUUAAGCAAUGCAAUUUUUGCAUCAAGCGUCGAGGCCUUCUGUUUGAUUCUUUUUUUUCCAAAGUCGCUCAUUUUUUUAAGCCCUCCGAGAAGAAUGUGGCUCAAACGGGACUGAAAAAACUCAAACGUAUGGAACAAACUGCCUCAAAGCGCUCACCCCGGACAGUUCGGAGAAGGCUUGGGCUCUCGCCUCGUCCUCGUAGACUCUCACGGUCCUAACGGCUAGUUAUGUUGCACUGUGUUCAUCAGGUCUCCAUCAUAUGCGUCGGUUUUUGUAUUCUGAAUGGAAAGUCGUUCACAGCUCUUUCUCAGGCCGAGCUCUGUAUAAAGCAUAGCACUGUUGAAGAAUGUCAAUAAACAAUCACUUUGUAAUGCA